Capronia coronata CBS 617.96 is the source of this 408-nucleotide messenger RNA. RefSeq lists its product as uncharacterized. Bases 1 to 408 code for a protein of 135 amino acids. NCBI's taxonomy places the organism in Eukaryota, Fungi, Ascomycota, Eurotiomycetes, Chaetothyriales, Herpotrichiellaceae. The record is from RefSeq and is a predicted model, not a curated record. The transcript has a single exon.
AUGUGUUACUUUGCCAGAACCGAUUACCGCUGUGGAGAUUGGAGAUGGGGCAACAUGAAAGUCCGAUGCCCACGACAACCUCGCAUGGGAGAGACAUGCGGCGCCAAGUUGUUGGACACGGAGAAUGUGACCAGAGUGGACGAUGACUGCCGACUCUGCCAGGAGAUUAUCAUCAAGCAGAGGAGACUCCAGAGGGAGAGAGACAACAUCCGACGCUGGAGCCUCGAAGGCGACAGAUUCCGGGCCAGCAUUGAAAGAGCUCAGCGUGAAGCCAAACAACUCGAGCAGACGAUCGAGGAAAUGCGAAACAGACGGAUCUCCGUUGUCGUGAGCCAGAACUGGCAAAACAACCGAGGUCAGCUAAGUGGCAUUCCCGCCUCAGAGAUGGUUCAGAUGCGGCGUGUUUGA